AUAUCCUGGGCAACCUGGAUCACCUGGAAAACCAGGACAGCCGGGAUAUCCUGGCGAACCCGGAACACCAGGAAUACCUGGAAUACCUGGAACACCGGCACAACCUGGAUAUCCUGGGCAACCUGGAUCACCUGGAAAACCAGGACAGCCGGGAUAUCCUGGCGAACCCGGAACACCAGGAAUACCUGGAAUACCUGGAACACCGGCACAACCUGGAUAUCCUGGGCAACCUGGCCAGCCUGGAACACCCGGAAAACCAGGAACACCUGGAAUACCUGGAACUCCGCCACAACCUGGAUAUCCUGGUCAACCUGGAUUAGCCGGAAAACCAGGACAACCAGGAUAUCCUGGAAUACCUGGGAUGCCAGGAAUACCUGGUAUUCCUGGAAAACCUAGUAAACCUGAUAAACCUGGUAAACCUGGUAGACCAAUCAAACCGGGUCAUCAUGGUUAUCCUGGUACUUCGAAGCCAGGUCAACCCGAACAUCCGCCAUACCCAGGAUAUCCUCUCACACCUGAAGGUCCAUCUGGUGACAUAGGUCCUGAUGGUCCUAACGGUCCAUGGCCUAAUGGCUCUGACGGUCCUCAAGGUCCAGCCGGACCUGAAGGUCCAGGUGGUCCUGAAGGUCCAGGUGGUCCCGAAGGUCCAGUUGGUGGAGUAGGAGGAAUAGGUGGUGAUGGACCGCCUGGUCCUGAUGGCCCAUGGCCGACAGGAUCCCCUGGUCCGGAUGGACCAUGGCCUGGUGAUCCGGAUUAUGUUCCUGGUGUUGCUCCAACGACACGACCUCGAUAUGAAGGGCCAAUCAAAGUUCAAUAUCCUAUUAAAUACUACGAACCUACAACGCCAACGACUAUCGAUAAUCACCCAUUUUUUGGUCAGAAGCAAGUAGAUCGAUUAUCUAAGUACAAUUCGGAAUAUAUUAAUAACUACACUCUUAACGAAAAUUACGAAAAAAAUGUUGAGUCCACAGUGUUAGCGUAUCCAACAAAAAUAAGCAGCCCCUUCGGUUUAAAGGAUGCUCAGUUCAAAAAAGAUCAAUCAAGAACGCGUGGUUAUCAGUCAGGACAAGUGAAUCAGAACGCGGACGAAAUUAAUUCCUUGAUAUACACGCGACGAAAAGAAUCACGUAAAUAUAAAGAAGAGGAAGAGCAAAGUAAAUACGAGGAUGUUCAAAAAAUGAUAUCGCAAACUUCUCGGACCACUAGUGGCGUUAAAUACCCUAGUCGAGGAAGAUUCCAAGGUUCCCGCGAAAAUCGUAAAUAUCCCCAAGAAGUCACUAAAAUAAGUGAACCGGUUAUUCAAAUAGAGACAGAUCGCGAACAACAGGCCAAUGUAAAGCAUCAACCACCAAAUGGAAAUCAUAUCGCGUUCGCGAAACAGGUAAACCAAUUGUCCGAGCAAUCUAUCGAAUCAAAGCCCGAGCUCGCCGCGAUCGGCGUUCAUCCACCGAACACGAUCAACACCAAGCCCUACCAGCAAUCUAUAGGGCCAGAUCCACAAACCUGUCCCUGCUAUCUUGUCGAGCCGAGUAACAAUACAGCAACCAUCACGAGUACGACAUCCAUUCCCCUGAUUGGUCAGCUUGGCUUUAUUCCCGUGGUGUUCGUACCGUACUGUCCAGGCGACGAUGUGACGGACAGCACCCAAAACAUGAAAGACAUGUUCCCCUCCGCAAUGCCUGUCCCAUAUGCAUGCGACGCAUGCGAUUCUCAAAACGGGAGAGUCGAGACGAAGCUUGUCAGCCUAAAUCAGCUUGGCAAUAUAGAGAAUCUUCGCGAGGCGUUGAGGCAAGCGAAACUUGGCUUUUUAAAUGUUUCAGCACGCGGUCAAAUCGAAAGGAGAAGGGCAAAGCUACGGAACGUCAAAUGAAGAGUGCGAUUGCAACACACGGAUUGUAAAUCGUUACUCGAAAG
Molecule: messenger RNA, 1914 nt
Organism: Apis dorsata (giant honeybee)
Lineage: Eukaryota; Metazoa; Arthropoda; Insecta; Hymenoptera; Apidae
Product: neurofilament heavy polypeptide-like
Exons: 5
Source: RefSeq, a predicted model, not a curated record